Messenger RNA from Zea mays, 1854 nucleotides. RefSeq lists its product as uncharacterized. Lineage: Eukaryota; Viridiplantae; Streptophyta; Magnoliopsida; Poales; Poaceae. The transcript is spliced from 5 exons. The record is from RefSeq and is marked validated. The coding region runs from base 272 to 1387 and encodes 371 amino acids.
CUCCAGUACGUCCGCACCGCAAGGCCUCUCGCCGUCCUUGGACAUUCUCCGUCCGUCGCCUUUGCCUGGGGCAGAUAACAAUAUCUGAUAUCCCUGGGCCUUCGCCGUCCGGGCCCCCCUACCUUCUCUCAUCCGUCCUCACACAAAGCAGAAGGGGGAGGAGUUUUAGGGGAGGAGGGGGCGGCAGGAGGAGCCAUUAUUAUUUCUUCUUCCAGCGGCAAUUCCUGGCCACCACCGGGCGCGCUAUAUUACUCCGGGUUCGUGGACAAGCAUGCAGAGGGGCGUGUCCUUCCCUGGCGGAAUGGCGAAGGAGUGCCCGCCCGCCGAGCUCUGGCUCCCGGACGAGUUCCUGGACGACGACUUCUUCUCCGAGGAGGAGAAGGCGGCGGUCGCGGCCAAGAGCGAGAGCGACGAGGAGGAAGGGAUGGACGGCCUCUCGCGCCGCGCGGCCGGGCUCGUCGUCGGGGGUGGAGGGGACGGUUCCCCUGCAAAGGCGCAAGUGUUAGCCGGCUCGCCGCAGUCGAUUCUGUGCGGCCUGCAUGCUUCCGGGGAGGACAGCCCCAACGGCGCGGCGUCGCAGGUCAGCUCGCCGCCGUCGUCGCCGCUGGAGAAGACCCCGGCCGACCACUGGGACCUGCUCAAAGAGGCGGCCGGCCAGGUGGCCCGCAUGCGCACAACUAGCGGCAUCCUGGUGGCAACGAACGCGGGCGCACAUCAAAGACACCCCGUCCCGCCGCUGGCGCAGAAGCUCUCUGCGCCGGCCGAGGCUCCGAAGGCCGCGGGUGCCAACCUCCCUCAGGCUCAGCCGAAGAACUCGAUGGAACAUCGCCGGAUUCAGAUUGCUCGUUUUAAUGCGCUGAAGCAGCAGCAGCUCCUGAAGCACAUGCGGGAGCGGGAGCUCGCCGUCGCUACGGCGGCGGCGUGGGGCACGAGCGUUGCCGGGUCUCAUCGUGCCGCCGGGUACCGUGCGCCGGCGCCCCAUGUCCUGAGCUCGUCCGCGUGGCCCACCCUCCAGAAGCAGCAGCAGCAGCAGCAGCAAAGGGCGGCGUCCCCGGCGGGCAUGCGCGCCGUCUUCGUCGCCCCUCCUGGCGCCAAGCGCGAGUGCGCCGGCACCGGCGUGUUCAUCCCCCGCCAGGCCGGCGCCCCCGCGGAGCCCAAGAAAAGGCCAGCAGCGUGCGCCCCUGUCCUUCUCCCGGCGCGCGUCGUGCAGGCGCUCAACCUCAACGUCGAGGACCUCGGGGCCCGUCCCAUCUACCCGGGCGGCUUCGUCCUCGACCACGAUGCACUGGUGAGCCGGAGCAACGCUCUGCUGGCGAGCCGCGCGUCCCAGCAGCUCCAUGGCGCUUCGUCGCGCGAGGUGAAUCUCCCCCAGGAAUGGACGUACUGAGGGCGCCGAUUCGCCACCGCACCGCUGCAAGAUGACUCGACGAUCACUCCAGAUUAACGGGGGGUGUCAAAAAAAAUUACUAUUGCUAUUGGUAGCAAUAGGUAUUAUAGGUGUUGUUAGGCUAGAAGUAGGAGGCAGCGGUGGUGUGGCAUUACGCGCCAGCGUUAGGUGUUCUUUUGUGCGGGGGUGAUAUAUUGGUUAUUUUGGGACUGACGGACGGGUUGGUGAUGAGCAAGAGCGAAAUCAAUCAUCCGUGGCUCUCGCAGGUCCGUUGGGGGCGGAGGGGAGAAACAGCAAUAAUAAUAAUAAGUGGGUGCUUUUGGGGGAGGGGAGAGAGGGGGGUUUGGAACUAAUCCUAUGUUUAGCUGGUUCUGGUACUACGAUGGUUUCCCAAGGGAAAAUCAUCAAGCAUUCAGCAGUCUGUGAAAGAGAUGUCUCGUCACUGUAAGCAAAUAAUAAUAAUAAUA